Messenger RNA from Centropristis striata (black sea bass), 1211 nucleotides. RefSeq names its product trichohyalin-like. The transcript is spliced from 8 exons. The record is from RefSeq and is a predicted model, not a curated record. Lineage: Eukaryota; Metazoa; Chordata; Actinopteri; Perciformes; Serranidae. The coding region runs from base 132 to 1211 and encodes 359 amino acids.
GCAGGUAAAGCCUGAGGUUGUGUGUGCAGGUGGAGCAGCAGGAGGAGCUGCUGCUGCAGAGGAGAGAGGAGGAGCAGACGGCUGAGAGCAGAGUGGAGGAGGCCAGAGAGGAGGGGCAGCGGCUGCACGCCAUGAUCCAGGAGCUGUGUGAGCAGCAGGAGGCGCUGCAGCGUCAGAAGAACACCACAGUUUCUGCUCUGAGAGAAGAAGAGCUGAAAGUGAUCACAGUGCAGUCUGAACUCAACACACACCGAGCAGAGCUGAAGCAGGUCCUGGAGGAGCUGCUGUCAGAGCAGCAGGAGCUGGAGGACCUGAAGAACACACACACACACAGACUCCAGAGAGUCCACAGGAAGCAGGAGCAGCUGGACAGGACCAGGGAUGAGAGGGACAGACUGAGGGACGAGCUGGAGGGGACGCACGAGGAGGUGGAGAGGACAAAAGACGAGCUGGACAGAUUACAGGACAGAGUGGACAGGACGAGAGAGGAGCUGAGGGAGCUGCAGCAGGAGGUGGAGACUCACAGGACGGACACAGAGACUGUUGAGACGAGACGACAGCAGGCAGAGCUGCAGGAGGAGCUGAGCAGGAGCAGGGAGGAGAGGAGCAGCCUGCAGGAGGAGCUAAGCAGGAGCAGGGAGGAGAGGAGCAGCCUGCAGGAGGAGCUGAGCAGGAGCAGGGAGGAGAGGAGCAGCCUGCAGGAGGAGCUAAGCAGGAGCAGGGAGGAGAGGAGCAGCCUGCAGGAGGAGCUGAGCAGGAGCAGGGAGGAGAGGGGCCUCCUGCAGGAGCAGUGUAAACACCUGGAGAACAGACGGAGGCACGCUGACAGGAGUCUGUCAGCGUUGGAGGCUGAACUUACUACACAGAGAGAAGAGCUCAGUCACGCCCAAAGUGUCAGACAGGAAGUGAUCAGAGACACAGCAGCGGCUCAGCAGCAGCUAAAGGAGAAGUCAGAGCUGUUGUCUCUGCUCAGUGAACAGCUGGAGGACAGAAACAAACACCUGCACACUCUGGAACAGGAGCUGAACGUGUCCCGUCAGCUGCAGCAGCAGAGACAGGGACACCUGGAGGAGCUGGACAGACAGAUCGAAGACAAACAGGACGUUGAAGCUGCAGUGCGUCAGCUGGAGGACAGGGGGCGCCGUCUGAGCCAACAGCAGCUGCAGCUCAGUCAGUGUGACACUGAUUCAGCUCCACAUACUGAUCUGUGA